AUGCUUCAGUUAAAGUCCAUCAUCAACGUCAUCGACAACUCGGGAGCCGUUUGGGCAGAGUGUAUCCGCGUCUUGCACGGAGGCAAAUACGCCAGGAUAGGUGAUGAGAUUGUGGUGGUUGUGAACAAGGCCAAGGCAAACGCCGUGGCAACGGCAUCGGGUGUGCCCAAGGUGAAGAAGGGUGAUGUCCGCCAUGCGCUUGUAGUCCGCGCCCGCAAGGAGACCCUCCGUCCUGAUGGUCGCUAUGUUCGUUUUGAUGACAACGCCUGUGUACUCUUGAACAAGCAGGGUGAGCCUUUGGGUACUCGUGUCCUCGGUGUCGUCUCGGGAGAGUUGAGGCAGAAGCGCUGGAUGAAGUUGUUGAGCUUGGCUCCCAAGGUCAUCUAA
Messenger RNA from Linnemannia hyalina, 387 nucleotides. The record is from the annotation of a GenBank genome assembly. Lineage: Eukaryota; Fungi; Mortierellomycota; Mortierellomycetes; Mortierellales; Mortierellaceae.